CAUCUUCACCUGAGAUCCUGUUGAGCUCAUCAGAUCCACCUGCAAGGCACACCCAGGGAUAAAACCACACAGAAGGAACGCACUGCUUUUUCCUCCUAAAUACAAUUUCUCCCUUCAUUGGAAGUGAAGAAAAGAAGAUUUACAGGUAUGGACAACAGAUUGGUCUUCGCAGUUCUGUUUGUGACGCUGUCCUUGGUAGCUGUGGGCACAUACGCAACAAAUACGACAAUGGCACCAAACGUGACAGCCACCGCAACAGCAGCCAACGCUCAAACCACAGCAGCAAAUAACAUGACAACAGGGUCAGGAAACAACAUGACAGGUGCAUCAAAUGCAACAGUGGCACCAACCGUGACAACAGCGCCAGGAAACAACAACAUGACAGGUGCAUCAAAUGCAACAGUGGCACCAACCGUGACAACAGCGCCAGGAAACAACGUGACAGGUGCACCAAAUGCAACAGUGGCACCAAUCGUGACAACAGGGUCAGGAAACAACAUGACAGGUGCACCAAGUACUUCAGUUCCCCCAAUCGUACCCAACACCACGGUGGAAACUCUUCAGACAACUAUUAGUAGAGCAAGAUGCGGGACUGAACAGCUGUGUGCGGGUGAGCCUUCUUCAUGCGACCCCUCCACUGAUGGAUCAUGUUUCUUCCUCGCUGCCAAGCGUCAGAACGGUCAAAACUUUGAGUUUGCGCUCGCAGGAGAGUCAGAUGGAUACCUGGCUGCCACCCUGUCAACUGAUAGCGCACUGGGAGGUAACGACACGACCUACGUCUGUGCAAUCAGCAAUGGUGUUGUGCAGUUCUUUGGUGCUCUUCUCAACGACGGCAAGCUUGUUCGGCAAGAGCUCAACGUGAACUCUGUGAAGGGGAGGGUCACAGGGAGAAAAAUCCAGUGUACAUUUGCUGCCACCGUACCAAUUUCACGAGCAAGAACAACACGUUUCACACUCGGAAUUUCCACUGGAACUUUCGACAGCACUUCUGGUAACCUGGGACCCCCGCAAACACAGUUAAGGAGCAAUGCUGUGAACCUGGCAAAUCCUAGUGCCACAGUCACCAAUGAAGUUUCCACCACCUCCAACUCCACCACCUCUUCCCCCAACACCACCCCCAGCAACCAUGCUAUUACAUUCCAGCAAUCACUGACACAAGCUCUGCUGAUCUCUGCUGCUGUGCUGAGUCUGAUCAUGCUAUGAGGAAACUGAAUCCCCCAUGAAUCAAGCCAAGAAAACCAUAACUUCCCUCUUCACAUACAUAUGCUGAAUAUAAACUGUUCAAUAGCUCAUAGGAACCUAACACAAUACAGUUAGGAUUGUCAGGAUCACACUUAAAGAUGUAUCAACUCACUGUAGGUGAAAGUAGGAGUGGUCAAUUCAUUUGAAUUGCAAACCAAAAGGGCUGCUAAAUCUCUUUCCUACAAGUUAGUUGAUUGCAGGCAAACAUAACAACUCUCUUCUGUCAGGUCUGAUUUAAUCCUCGAAUGGGGUACAAAUAAUACAAUUUCAAUGCUUCAACAGUUAAAACCAUUACAAGUAAUCAACUAUGAGAUUUCCUUAACUCUGUACAUGAUUGAUACACAAUAAAAACCUUGAUUCUGUA
Molecule: messenger RNA, 1606 nt
Organism: Larimichthys crocea (large yellow croaker)
Lineage: Eukaryota; Metazoa; Chordata; Actinopteri; Sciaenidae
Product: putative ferric-chelate reductase 1
Exons: 7
Coding region: 148-1203 (351 amino acids)
Biological process (GO): regulation of glutamate receptor signaling pathway; regulation of postsynaptic membrane neurotransmitter receptor levels
Source: RefSeq, a predicted model, not a curated record